AACAAUAUCUAUUUCGUUUCAUAUGUUCCGGGAAAUCCUGAGCACCUGUCAGCUCUGUGCUGCUCAGCUGCUGUGGGGUUACAGCCACGGUUGAAGACAGGCGUCUAAAUCUAUCAGUUUUAUCUAUAAAUUCAUAAUCAUAAUGGGGAAGAAAGAUAAAAAGAAAGGAAAAGGAGCAGAGAAAACAGCAGCGAAGACACAAAAGAAAACCAAUCUAAAGAUAAAGAAAACUUUGCAAUCAAAGGGAGAGGAAGAUAUAGACACACUGCUUGCACAGUUUGCAGAGGCAGAUCAGAAGAAGCUGCAAGUUGUCGUGGAACUCUGCAAAGCUCCACCUUCUAAACGAUCUGCUUUCUCAUUCACUAUGCAUCCUGAGAAGGAUCAGCUCUUCAUGCUGGCUGGAGAGUACUUCAAUGGAAUAAAUACAAUGGUGCACAAUGAACUGUACAGCUACACAGUCAAGCAAGAUCGUUGGCAUGACAUACGAUGUCCUGGUGGGCCACCUCCGAGAUGUGCUCAUCAGACAGUGGCUGUUCAACAGAAUGGUGGAGAGCUGUGGGUGUUUGGCGGCGAGUUCACAUCCAAGUCCCAGUCACAGUUCUACCACUACAAGGAUCUCUGGGUCUAUUCCAUUGCCAACAAAACUUGGAGGAAAAUCACAGCAAAGGAUGGUCCUUCGGCCCGCAGUGGCCACCGUAUGGUGCUGUCUCAGAAAAAACUCUUCCUUUUUGGUGGCUUCCAUGACAAUGGUUUCGACUACAAAUACUUCAAUGACGUACAUGCCUUCGACUUAGAAAAUUAUCAGUGGUUAAAACUGGAAAUUUCAGGUAAAUUGCCGGAUGCGAGGUCUGCAUGUGGCAUGGCAGCUCUCAAUGAUGGCCGCCUGCUGGUGUAUGGGGGCUACAGCAGACAAAAGCUGCAGGGAGCCAAAGACGACUCAGGCGUCAUCCACACGGAUAUGUUCCACUUGGUGCCUAACAAGCAUGACACCACGGGACUGCAGUACAAGUGGGUGCUGGUGAAGCAGAGUGGGGACGUUCCCAACCCUCCUCGCUGUUCCUUCUCGUUCAGUGCGUGCUGCUCCCUCGGCCAAGCCGGCACCUGGCAAGAUAAAGCUGUUCUUUUUGGUGGCGUCAAUGACAUUCAACCUCCUGAUGAAGAUGAGAAGCUCGAAGGAGAGUUUUUUAAUGACCUCUUUUUACUUGACAUGACCAGAGGCUCGUGGGUCGAGUUGCAAUUGAGUGGCAAACGAAGCGCAGCGGACGAAGAGAAGAAGAGGAGAAGAGCCGAGGAAGAUAAGGACGACGUCGAGAUGCCGGACGUCCAAGAAGCUGAUGAUGCUGCAGCAGAGCUUACAAAAGCAUCUUUGGAACCACAAGUGCACACGGUUGUCACGGAUGGAAUAUUUACGUUGACAGUUGACAUGAGAAGCAGCACAAGUGCUGCAGCCAGCAACGAGCUGGGCUCGUCUCUCGUGGCUCGUGCGGCCGAUAAGAACGUCUUCUGGCCUCCGCCGAGAAUUUCUGGCGGCCUGUCGGUGAGGAGCGGCGUGCUGUACCUCUACGGCGGACUCUACGAGGAGGGCGACAAGCAACUCACGCUCAACGACUUCUAUUCUUUAGAUCUGAACAAGCUGGAAGAAUGGCGUGUCAUCAAACCUCUCGAUCCUAAAGACUUGGAAUGGUUUGACUCUGAAGAUGAUGAAGAUGACGAUGAUGAUGAUGACUCAGAUUCAGAAGAUGGUAGCGAAGAUGAUCAUUAAUGCUUCCUCUUCAAAUUAAAUCUACUGAAGAAGAAAGUAUUUUAAUGCCCUUCAAUU
Messenger RNA from Hyalella azteca, 1819 nucleotides. RefSeq names its product kelch domain-containing protein 4. Bases 143 to 1762 code for a protein of 539 amino acids. The transcript has 12 exons. The record is from RefSeq and is a predicted model, not a curated record. Gene Ontology annotation, molecular function: protein binding. Lineage: Eukaryota; Metazoa; Arthropoda; Malacostraca; Amphipoda; Hyalellidae.